UUAUCAAGUCGGACACGUUUGCCGACGCACCGCCAAUGUCAAACCUAGAAAACUUGUCAUAGCCAGAGUUGAUCUCUGGACUUGCUUUUAACAUAAAUAGAAGCUCCUGUAUCUAGAUAGAGGGCAGCUGGAAGAGGUUACGGACGUCACUAGUAAACCAGUUCCUGUUUAUGUAGUUUGGGUUUGUUUCUUGUGGAAGUCUCAGACUAAUCUACACGGGACAAGAUGCGCCUCACGUUGCAAGUGUUGAUUUCACACGGCCGGGUGGCCCGGAAGAUGGGUAUGGGCCCGCGGUCCCGAAUCGACAUGCUGAGGAACAUUUUGACAGGGCUGGUCCGACAUGAGAGGAUAGAAACCACACUGGCCAGAGCAGAUGAAGUUCGCUUUUACGCCGAAAAGCUGAUUGACUAUGCCAAAAAGGGAGACACUGACGAGAAGGCCAUGAAAAUGGCCAGUUUCUGGCUGACUGAAAAGGAUCUUGUCCCAAAACUGUUCAAGGUCCUCGCUCCACGGUUUGAGACUCAUUCCAGAAGCUACACGCGGAUGGCGCGACUCCCCAACAGAGACAACCUGGACAGAGCUAAGAUGGCUGUCCUGGAGUACAAAGGCAACCCUUUCCCACCUCUCUAUCCUGUGAAAAAGGAGAAUGAACUGACACUCAUCAACCAGCUGCUCAAAGGCUACAGAGAGGAGAGGGCACAACAGUUAGCUGCAAAAGCUUAAUGAAUAUUAUCAUGGUGUUGGAUAAAUGGUUACUGAAGUGUGAUGGCGAUGCACUGAAUAGUCACUUGCAGAUGCUGCAGAUAGUGGCUGUUAAAGAGUGAUGGAUUUUUUUCACCAGGAAGCAACAGCGUCAACUGAAGCCAAGUCCAAAUCUGUAGAAAGACAUUUGACUGAUUGUGUGAAAAUAAAUUUCUUAACUGAA
Messenger RNA from Monopterus albus (swamp eel), 925 nucleotides. RefSeq names its product mitochondrial ribosomal protein L17 (gene mrpl17). The record is from RefSeq and is a predicted model, not a curated record. Gene Ontology annotation, molecular function: structural constituent of ribosome. Lineage: Eukaryota; Metazoa; Chordata; Actinopteri; Synbranchiformes; Synbranchidae. The transcript is spliced from 3 exons. Bases 226 to 723 code for a protein of 165 amino acids. Gene Ontology annotation, biological process: translation. Gene Ontology annotation, cellular component: mitochondrial large ribosomal subunit; ribosome.